This is a messenger RNA of Capsicum annuum, 1099 nucleotides long. RefSeq names its product GATA transcription factor 20-like. Gene Ontology annotation, biological process: regulation of DNA-templated transcription. The record is from RefSeq and is a predicted model, not a curated record. The coding region runs from base 31 to 528 and encodes 165 amino acids. The transcript has a single exon. Lineage: Eukaryota; Viridiplantae; Streptophyta; Magnoliopsida; Solanales; Solanaceae.
UUAAAAGAAUAUAAAUAAACGACGUCAGAAAUGGCAGAAGCAAAUCGCAGAGCUAACAUGUACGGACGGGAGACAAUGAACGCUGCUUCACUUCACCACCAGCAAACUCAGAUCGACGACGACGAUGACGACGGCGCCGUCGAUGCCGGCGCCGGAGUUGGAGCCGGCGGUAGCGGAGGCGGUGGAGGAGGAAUAGAGUCUAUGGACAACCCUACUUCUCACAUUCGCUACGAGCAACAUCAUCACUCUCAUUCUCACGCGCCGCUUCACAACGGCGGCGGAGGAGCUAUGGAGGCUGCUGGGAUGAAUGGUGUGGAAGGUGUUUCUCAUAACGCUUUGUAUGGUCCUCCUUCUGAAAUUGUUCCUACUGCUGGUAGUGGAGCUUCUGAUCAGCUUACGCUGUCGUUUCAAGGCGAAGUUUAUGUUUUUGAUUCCGUUUCACCUGAAAAGGUACUUCUUUUUACUUUAAUUUACAUUUUUGUGCUUAUUCAAAAUGUUUGCCCGAAAUUUUGGUUGACCUUUGUGUAGUGUGUUCUUUUAUGAGUUUAGCUGCAAAAGGUGCUUCUUUUAUUUAGAAAUAUUGUUCUUCUUUGUAAUGUUUGUCAGUUACUUGGAUUCUUGCUGUAUUUGUGUAAUGUGCUGCUGUCUAUAAGAGAUUGAGUGACUUAGGGGAAAGAUUUUCAUUUUGGAAUUGGGGAUAAUUCUAUAUUUGGCCAAAUAACCACCCUACUAGGGUGAGAAUACCUUAGUUGGGACAGGUUGAGCUAGAUGGCACUCGUCAAAGCGAGCCCUAUGUUAGGGUGCUUCGUGCUAUUCGCCUUUCAGAAGGGUGGCCCACACACGGACUGGGGGGGAAGGGUGGGAGACUAGCCUCAUUACUUCUCACCGAGCGAGAGGUGCACCUAACCCACUCAUCAGUCAAGGUGUUCAGCUAACUUGCACUGAUAGACCCCCUACUGUUGAUCAAUCACUGUAACUUGACUUUUGGAGUUGAGGUGAUUCAAGACUCUGAAAUUGGUCGUUUAUGAGAUUAGGUUGUAUUUGAUUGGUGAAUUUGUUAGCUUGUUUGUGUAUGGUGAAUUGGUUGAUAUUGAUUAAC